UAUUAAACCAACAUAUUGGCGCUUAAACCCUAAGCUCUGUCUGUAUUCGAAAGGGUUAAAGGUUUUUCCUCGACCAGACGCCUCUCACGCCUUUGCCAUCACACUUUGCUUCACUUCUCAAUUCAGUGUUGUUUUUUCAAUCAAAGUUUACGCCUUUAAGGUACCCAUUUGUCUCAAUGGAACACGGUUCAUUUGAAGAUCCAUCAAAAGCAACAUUCUCGUUCACAGAUGAGGACCAUACACUGGCAAAUGCUGUCCGAUUUACUCUAAAUCAAGAUCCCAGAGUAACAUUCUGUGGUUACAGCAUUCCACAUCCCUCUGAUGCUCGUGUAAACAUAAGAGUUCAGACUACUGGGGAUCCAGCAAGGGAGGUAUUGAAUGAUUCAUGUCAGGAUCUAAUGCUUAUCUGCCAGCACGUUAGAGGCACAUUUGAUCAGGCUAUUUCUAAGUUUAAAGCUGAAAAAGGUCUGAGCCCUAUGGAUAUCAAAAAAUGAUUUUGACAUAAAAGUUCAUAUAACCUUUUUAUCCAUGUAAAAUUUUGUCACUUUUUGCAAACACAAGGAGACUUUUAAAUGUGAUUGCUCUAUUUAUUUCGUGCAUAUCUGCACAAAAAGUUGCUUUUGCAGAAUCAUUUUAUCCCGUAAAGAUGUUACAUCAGAUUGUUAGCUAUAAUGCUUAUGCUUUUGUUGCGCACAGUCAACUGCCAGUUGAGUAGUCUUCUUAUCUAUGGCUGUGCAAAUAUCAGCAAGUUUAGGUUCAGAUACAUAAAGAAUGUACCUUUUUUGUAUGGAAAUAUUAGUCUGCACAUCGGUCGCGAUGGAUUACCA
This is a messenger RNA of Nicotiana attenuata, 827 nucleotides long. Its product is annotated as DNA-directed RNA polymerases I and III subunit RPAC2. The transcript has 4 exons. Bases 177 to 494 code for a protein of 105 amino acids. Gene Ontology annotation, molecular function: DNA-directed RNA polymerase activity; protein dimerization activity; DNA binding. Gene Ontology annotation, cellular component: RNA polymerase III complex; RNA polymerase I complex. The record is from RefSeq and is a predicted model, not a curated record. Gene Ontology annotation, biological process: DNA-templated transcription. NCBI's taxonomy places the organism in Eukaryota, Viridiplantae, Streptophyta, Magnoliopsida, Solanales, Solanaceae.